This is a messenger RNA of Cuscuta epithymum, 1823 nucleotides long. The record is from the annotation of a GenBank genome assembly. NCBI's taxonomy places the organism in Eukaryota, Viridiplantae, Streptophyta, Magnoliopsida, Solanales, Convolvulaceae.
AAGGGGGGAUUGAUAUUUCCUUUAUCAAAUCCUACAAAUUAUCAUGGUAUCAGAGCCUCCUUUUUCACCAUCCUUACUUCUCUAAAUUAAUACUCUUUCAAUGGCUGUUGGUGAGGAAGAUACGUCCACACCUAAAAUGGAUUAUACAUCUCCCUUCUUUUUGGGACCCCAAGAUAGACCCGGAGAUUUUAUUAUACCAGUUCGACUUACUGGAGAUAAUUAUGAAGAUUGGUCAAGUUCUGUUCGGCUUGCUCUUCGUGCUAGACGCAAGUUUGGCUUCAUUAAUGGAGUUAUCAUGGCAAUGGUGCCGCCUUAUACCGGAGAGGAUUGGAUGACAAUACACUCAAUGUUAGUUUCAUGGAUUUUAAACACUAUCUCAUCUGAGGUAAAAUCUACUCUCUCUAAAUUUGAUGAUGCCAAACUAUUGUGGGAUGAUUUGAAAGAACGAUUUUCACUUGUUGAUGGACCUAAAAUUCAUCAAGUCAAAACUGAUAUUUCCCGAUGUGAACAAACUAAAACUCAGACGGUUGCUGCAUAUUAUGGAAAACUGAAGGUCUUAUGGGAUGAGCUUAAUAACUAUGAGCCCUUAAUUAAUUGCACUUAUGGAAAAUGUGCGUGCAAUGUAAAUUCCUUGCAUGAAAAACGACGAGAGUCGGAACGUUUUCAUCAAUUUUUGAUGGGAUUAUCGUCAGAUUUUUAUGGAAAUGUUCGUUCUCAACUUCUCUCCCAAACACCUCUUCCCACACUAAAUAGAGCUUUUCAACAAAUAUCUCAAGAAGAGAGGGUACGGGGCAUUGUACAAAAUAAAGAUAGAGAUAUCCGACCUGAAAUAAUGGGUUUUGCUGUCCGCACCAAUACUCGGGGGAAAAUGAAAAUAGAAAAUAAAUUUGAUAAAACCAACUUUUAUUGUACUCUUUGUAAUAGUCGGGGGCAUGACUUGCAUAGCUGCUUUGAAAUAAUUGGUUAUCCAGACUGGUGGGGCACACGGCCCAAAAAUAAUUCUCAGACUGGGAAGAAAUUUGCUAUGCGUUUACUUGAAACUUCAGGAAACAAGCCACGUUAUUUACAAAGUGCACCUGGACGGGCAGAAUUUCCAGCACGGAAACCAGCAGCUCGAGCCCAUGCGACUGCUGCAGAAGGUGGGAGCAAGUCUGGAGACGUGUCAGGUGAAGGACACAAGUUUGCUGCAUCUGGAGGACCAUCCACGUACAUGACUGCAGCAGCUGGAGGUACAUCCACGUACUCAACCAACGUGCCUCCUGCGCAGCAACUUGCACCGAUACCAAACCUCUCUUUGGACCAAUGGCAGGCGAUUGUUGCAGCUCUCGGUAGUCCUAAUGCUUCACCUUACAGAAUGUCUGGACCUUCAAUCGAGGAAAGUGAUUGAACUGGGUGAGCGACAGGAUGGACUUUACUAUUAUCGUAUCAAUAAAACCGUACCCACACUUCAAAUCCACAGUGUAACUACUCCUAUGGAUCUAUGGCAUCAACGUUUAGGACAUCCAUCUGAAAAUGUUGUACAGUGGUUAUUUCCUGAAAAUGUUCCGAAGAAGCUUCUUUCUAGCCCGUGUGAAAUAUGUCAAGGCGAAACAAACUCGGAACCCUUUUCCUUUGAGCACAAAUAAAACUACCAGAAUAUUUGAACUUAUUCAUUGUGAUGUUUGGGGUCCGUAUAAUACCCCUUCUUCUUGUGGUGCUAAAAGUUUCUCUACAAUAGUUGAUGAUUUUUCGCGUGCUGUUUGGGUAUAUUUGCUGGUUGAUAAAACAGAAGUUUAUGAUAUGUUUAUGUCUUUUGUAGCAAUGGUUGAUCGUCAAUUUUCGAG